Molecule: messenger RNA, 363 nt
Organism: Letharia columbiana
Lineage: Eukaryota; Fungi; Ascomycota; Lecanoromycetes; Lecanorales; Parmeliaceae
Exons: 1
Coding region: 1-363 (120 amino acids)
Source: RefSeq, a predicted model, not a curated record
AUGGAGCAACCCGCCUGUAUCGACGUACAUCGCAUACCAGCCAGGGGUGUAGCCGGCAAAAUCCAAAUAUACGACACUAGAUUCAGCAAAAACUACCCCUACGCCCUCGACAAGAAAACUGCAGACCUGGAAGCAUUCCUCGGGCACGUGCCCGAUCUACGUUCGGUCGACGACACUAUCAAUUUGAAACAUCGUUAUCUCUUCAAUCACGAGCUUUCGAAUACCGCUGUGCCUAAAGGAUGGAAAGGAAUGUAUCUUGUGUACAAGUGCAGGGAAUCGUGCAUUGGAUCGAGGUACGCACUACCGAGGUAUCAACAAUUGAAGAAGGAUGCGCUCGUCCACGGAGACGCUUUUGUACUUUAG